AACAGGAGUGACUCUGGAUUGACCCCGGUGGAGCUGAGAUCAGAACCUCGCCCUGACACUGCUGUAGUCAGUGGUGACUCCAGAUUGACUGGGGGUGGCCUGGCAGCCGGCCACCCCCUCCACACACAUGUGGGUGUCUCAGAGCCGGUCGGGCUGGUUUCUGGCUGGGUGGGGCCACGGCGCCGGAGAGGGUUGGACUCACCUUUGCCAGGUGAGACGCCGGGUUCCCAGGGCUCCAGGGCCCUGCUCAGCCAGACGCUGCGGGCACCGGGUCCAACGGCCCCAGCCUAGCCUGGCACCAUGGGCAGCAUCAAACAGCGAGAUCAGGCCUGGAUCCCCAAACGCUUCAAGAAGAAAACCUGCACAACCUAUAUUGAGGCUCCACGGGACGCAGGCGCCCCCCUUCAGUGCCAGUGCGGGAGCCCCCGGGCCGAGCACGUCUCUGUGGCCGUGGAAGACGCCUUCGGCACAGCCAUCGUCAGCAAAUGGGACUCGGCCCAGCACACCACAGAGGGGCCAACGGACGCCUUUGGGGAGCUGGAGUUCGUGGGGGCUGGUGGCAAACCCAGCAAGUUCAUCCGCCUGUCGGACUCCUCGGACCCUGAGCUCGCCUACAACCUGGUGACCGAACACUGGAAAAUCUCCCCUCCCAACCUGGUGGUGUCGGUCGUCGGGGGUGACGGGGAGGCCCCCGUCCGGGCCUGGCUCCGGGACCUGCUGCGUAAGGGGCUGGUGAAGGCGGCACAAAGCACAGGUGCAUGGAUCAUGACCGGGGGGCUGCAGGCCGGGAUUGGGCGAUACGUCGGGGAGGCCGUCCGGGACCACGCCACGGCCAGCACCAGCCCCUGUGCCCGCGUGGUGGCCAUGGGCAUCGCGCCCUGGGGAAUCGUCGCCAACCGCGAGGCCCUCGUCAACCCCAAGGGCUCAUUCCCUGCCCGCUACGCCCGGGUCCCCGCCGCGGGCACCGCCCGCCCCCUGGACAAUAACCAUUCGCUCUUCUUCCUGGUGGACGACGGCUCCCGGGGGCGCCCGGGGGGCGAAAGCCGCUUCCGCGCCCACCUGGAGAAACACAUCGCCCAGCAGAGGGUGGGCGCUGGCGGUGAGUACCCCGGCCCGGUGGAGGGGAUUCUGGCGCUGCGGGACCUGGUCACUGUCUAUUCAGACGAGGAGGGGCUGGAGGAGUUUGAGACGGUGCUGCUCAAAGCCCUGGUCAGAGGCGGUCACCUGACUGGUGAGGCCACCCAGUACCUGGAUGAGCUGCGUCUGGCUGUGGCCUGGAACCGCGUGGACAUCGCCAGCUCCGAGCUCUUCCGUGGAGACAUCCAGUGGGAGCCCUUCCAGCUGGAGGAGCCCAUGAGGGACGCGCUGCUGGGGGAUCGCCCGGCCCUGGUACGUCUGUUCGUGGAGAACGGGCUGGACCUGGGCGAGUUCCUGACCUGGGGGCGCCUGGCGGAGCUGUACCGGGAGGUCCCCGAGGCCUCGCUGCUGCACCAGCUGCUGGAGCGGCGCCAGGGGGGAGGCGAGCCCCCCCACUACCAGCCUGUGGAGCGCCCCCCUGACUGCCCCCUGACCCAGGUGGCCCGUCUGCUCCGUGAACUGCUGGGCGACGUCUGCGCCCCUUUCUACGCCGGGCUGCGCCCCCUGGACUCCAAGGGGGCUGGGAAGAAGGGUCCCCUGCCGGACGGGGGCUCCCCCUACCAUGGCCAGCGCACCCGAAACCCCUGGGCCGACCUCUUCAUCUGGGCCGUGCUGCUCAACCGGGGCGAGAUGGCCACGUACUGCUGGGAGAUGGCCCCGGACGCGGUGGGGGGGGCGCUGGUGGGGGCGCGGAUCCUGCGGGAACUCUCCCACCAAGAGUCGGACGCGCAGGAGGCGGCGGACAUGAAGGAGCUGGCCAUGAAGUUCGAGACCCUGGCCAUCGGCGUGUUCGGCGAGUGCUACGGGAACUGCGAGUCUCGGGCCUCCCAGCUCCUCGUGCGUCGCUCCCGCCUCUGGGGCGGCGCCACCUGUCUGCAGCUCGCCUGGCUGGCCGAGGCCCGGUGCUUCUUCGCCCACGACGGGGUGCAGGUACGGGAGGGGGCGAUGGAGGAGGAUCUGGAGCAGGAGAAGCCCCACGGCCUGGAGCUGGAGAACCUGGACACUGACGGGAAAUGCCCCAUGGAGGAGAUCCUGACGGGGUCCGUGUCCUCGCUGAGCUCCCCCCCGCGGCCGGGCCGGGCUUGGCUCUGGCGCUGGCGCCGGUUCUGGGGGGCUCCGGCAACGGCCUUCCUGGGCAACGUGGUGAUGUACCUGCUCUUCCUCCUGCUCUUCUCCUACGUGCUGCUGCUGGACUUCGCGCCCCCGCCCGACGGCCCCUGCGCCUCCGAGGUGCUGCUCUACGCCUGGGUCUUCACCCUGCUGUGCGAGGAGCUGCGGCAGGGCUGCUUCACCGGGCGCCGGGCGCUGGCCCAGCGCGUCCGCGCCUACCUGCAGGACCCCUGGAACCAGUUCGACCUGACCGCCCUGGGGCUUUUCCUGCUGGGGGCCGUCUGCCGGAUGUUCCCCAGGACCUACGCGUCGGGGCGCACCGUGCUCUGCCUGGACUUCAUGGUCUUCACCCUGCGUCUCAUCCACAUCUUCGCCGUCAACAAGCAACUGGGCCCCAAGAUGAUCAUCGUGGGCAAGAUGAUGAAGGACGUCUUCCUCUUCCUCUUCUUCCUGGCCGUCUGGCUGGUGGCCUACGGGGUAACAACCGAGGGGCUGCUGCACCCCAGUGACCAGCGCCUGGCCUGGAUCUUCCGCCGCGUCUUCUACCGGCCCUACCUGCAGAUCUUCGGCCAGAUCCCGCUCGACGAGAUCGAUGCGGCGCUGAUCGCGGCGUCGAACUGCACGGACGACCCGGUGGCGAUCCUGAUGGAGGAAGCCAAGCCCUGCACGAACACCUACGCCAACUGGCUGGUGCUGGUUCUCCUCGUCAUCUUCCUCCUCGUCGCCAACAUCCUGCUUCUCAACCUGCUCAUCGCCAUGUUCAGUUACACCUUUGCCAAGGUACAGGGCAACAGCGACACCUACUGGAAGUCGCAGCGUUACAGCCUGAUCCUGGAGUACCACAACCGGCCGGCGCUGGCCCCCCCCUUCAUCAUCAUCAGCCAUGUGCGCCAGCUGCUGCGCUACCGGGCCCGGGGGGGCUCUGCCAAGAGCCGUCACUUCGCUCGGGACCUGCCCCCGGAGCAGGACGCCCGGCUGCUCACCUGGGAGGCCGUGCAGAAGGAGAAUCACCUGGUAGCCCUGGGCCGCCAGAAACGCGACAGCGACACCGAGCGGCUCCGGCGGACGUCUCAGAAGGUUGACCAGGCCUUGAAGCAAUUGGCCGAGGUCCGGGAGCAGGAGCGACGGCUGAAGACCCUGGAGACCCAGAUGGAGAAGUGCACCAGCGCCCUCUGCUGGAUGAUGGACACCCUGGCUCAGAGCGACCUGGGGAAGAACCGCCCCGCCCCCCCCCAGGCUCAAAAAGGACUGACCCCCCCACACCCCAGCGAGCGAGGACGUUGGCUGCGGAGAAUGGACACCCAGCUGCGAACCCAGGCAUCCGGGCACCACAGACUUUCCUGGGGGGCUGGAGUCUAUGACACCCACUGCUGCAAACCCAGGCGUCCGGGCACCAGGAACUCCUCCCCACACCCCGCUGUGAACCCAGGUGUCCAGGCACCACAGACUGUCCGGGGGGGGGCUGGAGUCUACGACAUCCACUGCUGUGAACCCAGGCGUCCGGGCACCAUGGACUGUCCUGGGGGGCUGGAGUUCAGGAGACCCCUACUGUGUACCCAGGUGUCCGGAUGCCACAGACUCUUGGGGGUGGGGGAGAGAAAUCUUAGUUUGCUCUUAGUUAAUUUGUUACAUUAAUUAUUGUUAUUCUAUUAAAUAAAAA
Chrysemys picta bellii (western painted turtle) is the source of this 3907-nucleotide messenger RNA. NCBI's taxonomy places the organism in Eukaryota, Metazoa, Chordata, Testudines, Emydidae. The record is from RefSeq and is a predicted model, not a curated record.